This is a messenger RNA of Blastomyces gilchristii SLH14081, 1913 nucleotides long. RefSeq names its product AT DNA binding protein, variant. Gene Ontology annotation, cellular component: nucleus. NCBI's taxonomy places the organism in Eukaryota, Fungi, Ascomycota, Eurotiomycetes, Onygenales, Ajellomycetaceae. The record is from RefSeq and is a predicted model, not a curated record. The transcript has 5 exons. The coding region runs from base 213 to 1238 and encodes 341 amino acids.
UCGGAUAAUGAUCCAGAGAAAGAGAAGAAAAAUAGAAAAAAGAAGCAAAACAUAGCAAAUGUGGCAUUGAUUUAGUGCAUAUUUAACUAGUUAACUACUCCAUACAACAAGCUUGGGCGCGCUUUCACGUGGUAUCGCCACGGCGGUUCAAUUUUCAGUCUCAUUCGUUCUUCCCUAACUCUCGCGCAAAAGGGUCAAAAGCAUAUAUAUACAUGUCACGGAUUCAUCGCAUGAAAAUUAUAGAUCGAUAUAUGCAUAUUUCCGUUGUACAGUAUUCUCGAUAUCUCAGCAAUUGCCGCUCAAUUCUCAUACCUCAUAGGGUGGGAAUCAAACCAACACAUCCACCCCAUUCCCUCCUGAGAAGACCAAUGCCUCCAAAACGGCGCCAAUCGACGACUGUUGUCGCGACCGCUACGCCCAACGAACUUAGUCAAAAUGAUGCCAAAAAGCCACGAUUGAGUAGCCGGAACCCUGUUUCACCUGUAGCACAAACGGCUGCCUCUUCGCGACCUAAACGCGCUAGUCGCGCGCACGCUGGAAAGGAAUACUCAGCAUCAGAGCCGUCCGAAGGUAUUAGGAAACGGGCCAGCGGUGCCAAUGCCGGGAAAACGAAACAGGAAGAAGCUACAACAAAGGCAAAACAACAUGGAUCUGGAGCUGUUGUAUCAUUGAACGGCAUAGAGACCGAACCAAAAAACAAAAACACAGUAGAUGAGACCCAGGAUGAAGCAGACGACACGAAAUCCUACUGGCUGAUGAAAGCAGAACCGGAAUCAAGGAUAGAGAAGGGCAUCGAUGUCAGGUUCUCUAUCGAUGAUUUGCGAGGGGCGAGUGAGCCAGAGCCUUGGGACGGCGUACGAAACCCAACUGCGCGAAAUAACAUGCGCGCCAUGAAGAAAGGAGAUUUGGCAUUCUUUUAUCAUUCAAACUGCAAGGUUCCUGGAAUAGCUGGAAUCAUGGAAAUUGUCCGGGAACAUUCUGUCGACGAAUCGGCAUUCGACCCCGCACACCCAUAUUACGAUCCAAAGUCGAACCGCGAGAAUCCUAAAUGGGAACUUGUUCACGUGGAGUUCAGGCGAAAAUUCAGGGAUCUUAUCACACUGGCUGAGCUGAAGUCGUUUGCGAAACCAGGCGGACCGUUAGAGAAUAUGCAGAUGAUGAAGCAAUCGCGGUUAAGCGUGUCUGCCGUGAAUGGUAAGGAGUGGAAAUUCAUCAUGGGUUUGGCUGGAGAGGAGUGAGGGGGAAAUUUCAAUCGACUUUCUGUUUGACUCGGGAGGCUGGCUCCUAACGUUUCGGAAUUUGUCAUAUGUACUUGGCAUAAACUGCGGUAUAAUACUUUCUAAGUUUGUCUUGGUGAAUCCGUUCCAUUUGUUACGGAAACUCAUUAUCCAACUAUCGUAAGAUCAGCCCAUAUAUUUAUCACCCCGAUUGCCCAGCAAAGGCCUUAUUUGCAAUUUUAAGACCUCAAUCUGUUAAACGUUUUGGCCCCUAGCCUCCUGGCUCAGGUUUGUAUAUUUCAGGAUAUGUACGAGGAGAACCACCAGCCUUCUGGCACCGUAGGCUGAUGCCUGUAGCUGCGGAAUCACGAAUUCUCUUUAUACAGCACGGGCCACAUAUUGGAUAUCUUUCAAGUUGUUGGGCGCAAAGCCCAGAGUCUAAUCGGCAACAACUGCAGCCGUUGAGGCAUCCCACUUUGUUCCUCUGACCUCAGCACUUUAAGCCCAGCCUCCGCAAACAACUUUUUAAAUUUACUUUCAGUUCUAGUAACCGUGCUAUCCACAGCAUCAUAGUAGUCAUUUGCAGUGUCCGAGUUGAGAUUUUCCUUGAGAACCAGCAACCCCUUUUCAGAGAGCGCACCUUUGCACCGGACGAGAUAUUCCACCAACUGCGCAUCCGUAAGAUGAUUCGCGCAC